AUGCGUGCUUUCUUCUCCCUACUAGUGGCUCUCUUUGCAAGUAGUGAAGCACGCUUGCUCGCGACGCAGUCUGACCAGCCCCAAAGCACUCCGCUGAAUAAGAACGCUCAGCUCGGCUGUCGUGUCCUUCGGGCGGUCGACGAUGUCAGUGACGAAGAGAGAUCAUGGGCCCGUAUCAACAGCGUUGCCCUAACCAGGGCAGAAGCGAAGGUGUGGCUGCAGGACUGGGUUGAUCAGAGGAAAAGCAUGAAGUGCGUUGCCAAACAAAUGGGCCUGUGCAAUUUAAAGGAGGACGAUUUGUUGAAUCAUAUCAACUUUCCAGCCCUUCGCAAGUUUGUGAGAAUGGAUAUUGAGAGAAGAACUGGUCGCAAGUUGCCGAAAGGUCAAGAGAAUAUUAGUUUCUUGGAUACAGUGACCUGUUCUGCGAGCGAUAUCGUUCCCGUAGGCACAGGAUCGAAAAUUCUUAACGCAACACAACAGUUGCUUUUUCACCCCCAUUUUUGGAUAUGCACUACUACAGAAUACUAUAAUUUAUUACGUGUUCGCGUAGCCACAUUUACACCUGCGCUAGGCUCAGCUUUGCUAGCUGGUGGUAUAAUGUGGUGUCCGCGUCCGGUCUCUCUUCGCCGAAAAUGA
Molecule: messenger RNA, 636 nt
Organism: Phytophthora infestans T30-4
Lineage: Eukaryota; Oomycota; Peronosporomycetes; Peronosporales; Peronosporaceae
Product: secreted RxLR effector peptide protein, putative
Exons: 1
Coding region: 1-636 (211 amino acids)
Source: RefSeq, a predicted model, not a curated record